Molecule: messenger RNA, 3500 nt
Organism: Sorghum bicolor (sorghum)
Lineage: Eukaryota; Viridiplantae; Streptophyta; Magnoliopsida; Poales; Poaceae
Product: protein FAM135B
Exons: 14
Coding region: 560-2995 (811 amino acids)
Source: RefSeq, a predicted model, not a curated record
CCUCUCUCUCUCUCUCCUCUUUCUCUCUCGCCUGCUCCACCACACCGCUUUGCCGCUCCGACCGAUCUCCCCGCACGCUCCGGCGAGCGUGGGCCCACCGGCCGGAGGGCCAUACGAACAUACCCCUACGCCGCCGCCGCCGCCAUUAGGUGUCACCCGUCCUUGCGCCGCCGCCGCCGCCGCCAUCCGCAGCCCGCAGCCUUCGAGUUCCGAUCUGCGAGCUAGCGAUUCGCCGCUGAGGAGUGGGGCCCGUCCCUCCGCAGCCGAAGCCCAGGGCCGCCGCAGCCGCAGCCGCAGCGCAGGCCCAGGCCACACGCGUCAUCCUCGCGCCGAACGACACAGGUGGAGCGUGGUCCACUCCCCGCGCGCGCGCGCGCUUCGCCUCCGUUGAAACCGCGCCUCUGCUGGGGCGAGUGUUCUGGAAGCUUCCAAACCCUAGGGCGGGACAUCGACUGAGACAGGGAGAGGGAGGCCGCGGAGCCUAGGACUCGCCGCCCGCGGGGAUCGAGGGAGUGAUGCGCGGAUCGGGGCGGCGGGCGCGGCGCGGAAGCUCGGCCGCAUGAGGUGCCUCGUCGGCGGCGGCGGCGUCCAGGACAGCCCGCGUGGAGCGGCCAAGAGGGUAUCGCCGGCGUCGUGGCGGCUGGACACCGCCGCGGCGGAGGCGGACGCCGGGGGAGCGGCGGCAGCGGCCAAGGGGCCCAGGCUCUGCUUCAGGCCGCGGGACGUCAUGGAGACGGUGCACGAGGUGGCCAUUUACAUCCACCGCUUCCACAACCUCGAUCUGUUCCAGCAAGGAUGGUAUCAGAUGAAGAUUAGUGCAAUGUGGGAGGAAGGUGGCCACAAAACACCGGCUUCGCCUGCCAGGGUCGUGCAAUAUGAAGCUUCUGAUGUUGGUGCGGACGAUGCAUUGGGCAUUUGGAGAAUAGAUGACGCCGACAAUAGCUUCCACACACAGCCGUUUCGGAUCAAGUAUGCCAGACAAGAUAUCUAUCUAUCGGUUAUGGUGUCUUUCAACAUAGUAAAUAGUGAAGAGGAGGUUCCAGCGGCUUCGGCUGUGAUGUUGAAGUUUGAGCUGAUAUAUGCCCCAACCCUAGACAAUGGGUCUGAGCUUCAAGCUUCUAGUGUCACAUCUUCAGCAGCUGUGCAUGAAUUUAGGAUCCCACGCAGAGCGCUCCUGGGUCUACACUCCUACUGUCCAGUUCACUUUGAUGCGUUCCACUCUGUGCUUGUUGAUCUGACAUUACACAUAGUGUACCUGAAAGCUGGUGCAAUUAAAUCAUCAUUGAAGGUACCAGACCAAGGUUUAGGUCCUACAUCAUAUAACAUUGUUAAGGCAUUAUUAACUUCUAGAAAAAUGUUGCUUGAAGAACUGAACAAAAUCAGUGGUGCUAUUGGUAAGGCAGUCGAGGAUUUAGAUGUUGCUGACUUGAAUCUUGGUAAAUACGAGUCAUUUAAUGCAUCAAAAUCUGGACUAUCAAAUUCUAGUAAAGUGUUUCCUACAACUGGCAAGGGUGUGGGACAGUUGGCUGGAAUUUUACAUGACUUCUUGGAGAGACCCAACGAUAUGGUUAAUGGUACAGAUGAUUCUAUGCUGUAUACUCUUCCCCAGGAAGAGCUGUUUGAACUGUUUCUAACUCUGAGUAGCCAGCUUUCACUUCUAUGGAAUGCAUUCUUGAAAUUUCAUAGGCUAAAUAAAACAAAGAUAUUGGAUUACUUGCACGAUGCUUGGGCUAUUGACAGGAAGGCAGAAUGGUCAAUAUGGACUGUUCACUCAAAAAUUGAGAUGCCUCAUCGCUAUCUGCGGAGUAUGACUGAUGACUCAUCUCACCGUCAUUCCCUUCUUAGAGGUUCUGUCUCAAGGAAGUUCCAUGACGACCCCGUACAGAACUCUGCUUCACGGGCAGAACUACACAGGAAAAGCAUAGCACAAAUGAAGAUCAAUACGCAGGCUGUUCAAGAUAUGCAGAUAUAUGCUGAUCCUUCACGUGUUCCUGUUGUUCUUAUAGAACAACAUGUCAUGGUUGUUCCACAGCAUACUUCCAGCAAGGAUCUGGCUUCGAAUACUUCUGAACAAAAGGAUACUAUUGUGCUACCUAAACUACAAGGAGAGUCUCUGGUGCCCAAAAGUAGUGCUGGUAAAAAAAGUGGACGCAUCUUGCGAGCUGUCAUUUUUGUGCAUGGUUUUCAGGGUCACCAUUUGGAUUUACGUCUUGUUAGAAACCAAUGGCUUCUAUUGGAUCCUGGAGCUGAUUGCCUAAUGUCUGAGGCUAAUGAAGAUAAAACAUCUGGAGACUUCAAAGAAAUGGGUAGCAGGUUGGCUGGGGAGGUAGUUGCCUUCCUGAAGAAGAAAACGGAUAAGCUUUCAAGAUACGGAGGCUGCAAAGAGCUGAAGUUAAGUUUUGUUGGCCAUUCCAUUGGGAACAUCAUCAUUAGAAGUGCCCUGGCAGAACCUGCAUUGCAACCAUACUUGAAGAACCUCUACACUUACAUGUCAAUAUCAGGGCCUCACUUGGGUUACUGGUACAGUUCAAAUUCUUUGUUCAAUUCUGGACUCUGGCUGCUGAAGAAGCUCAAGGGUGCACAAUGCAUCCAUCAACUAACUUUCAGUGAUGAUCAAGACCCCCAGAAUACGUAUUUUUAUAAGCUUUGCAAGUUGAAAACAUUGGAGAACUUCAAAAAUAUCAUAUUGUUAUCAUCACCACAGGAUGGCUAUGUACCAUAUCAUUCAGCAAGAAUCGAGCUCUGCCCAGCUGCAUCAGCAGACACCUCAAAGAAGGGUGAAGUCUUCACAGAAAUGCUCAACAACUGCUUGGAUCAGAUCCGUGCGCCCUCAUCCGACACCCGGACAUUCAUGCGCUGCGAUGUGAAUUUCGACCAGUCCAACCAAGGGCGAAGCCUGAACACCAUGAUCGGCAGAGCAGCCCACAUCGAGUUCCUGGAGACUGACCUCUACGCCAAGUUCAUCAUGUGGUCCUUCCCUGACCUGUUCCGAUGACAGACGACACGGCUUGUCUUUGUAAUACUGCCACAUACCAAACCAAUAGCGCACACUACUGAGUACUGACCAGGCAAGGAAAACUAAGCUUGCAUAAAGUUUCCCACCAGAAUCCAACACCGCGACAGGCAGGUAGCACUGUAAAGAUCCUAGAAGCAAUGAUUUUUCCAGGUUGCUAGAUCCUAUUCUGUAUAAAUAGUUGAUUCUUUUUUCACUUCAUUCAUAGUGCUGUAGAUGUGCACCUUUGCUGUGAAUUUAUAAUCCUUGUCGUCUGGUGUAUUUAACACUUUCAGUUUAGGAUGUGCUGACAAUCAGUGAGCUUAUGUCCAAAUAAGCCUUCUUUUUCUUUUACUUUUUUGAUUGAUUUUUAGUCACCUCCGUUUUUGUGAAUGCUGUAAAAGCCUGCAACCUGCUUUGUAUUGUACUGUACGUGCAGACGAUCAGCCUGUCUGCCCUGGGUGUUGGUAUACUAGAAUAUUUGUUCUGGCGUCCUGCCAUAGCUGGA